CUAACAUCAGGUCUCGGAGUUAACUAUGCCAUGAAAAUAGGAAGCCUCCCGCCCCUCCCCCCAUAUCAACUCAGAUCCCUUCCUCGUCUUGUAGGAAGGAUCCCUCUCUUGAGCAGAUCGAUCAUGGCGUGCCCUCCCUCAUGAACCUCAUAGCUCCACCCCCAUUCCACGAUUGAAGGUUGAGGGCAAAGGAGGCGUGUCUUGUUCAGCAUCUGGGACGGAAAGCAUAUCAAUCCCCACCCCCGAUUUCGUAGAAACAGCAGCAGAUAUGUCACGGAUAAGAAUUAAUGUUGUUGAAUCCAGUGAAGAAUAUAUGAUGGAAGAACCGGUCGAACAUCAUAAUUCUAUUGAAAAAGAUGUUGAAUCAUCUGAUGUUCAUGAAAGAAGUACUAAUGAUGAAGAAGGCUUCACAGUUCGUGAUGAUGCUGAUGCGGAUGAAAAUGAAGAUGCUGAAAAUGCAGAAACAAAAGAGCGUAAGAAGAGGAAGCUGAAAUAUAUUUGGAACCUUCCAAAAGGGAAAAGGAUAAUGGUUCGAUGCAAUGACAUAGAUCAGCCAGUUGGAAAAGAGGCUAAACAUCUUGGGGACUUUCUUGGCUCGGUUGCAAGGAAUGGGUCAUUGUGUUGCUUGAGCUACAAGGAUUGGAGAUUGCUCAAAACUAAAACAAACGUAAAGGCUAUACUAGAUCAAGUGAAGAUGAGGUUCCUUUAUCCUCCUCGCAUGGAAAAGUAUAUAUUGAAGACAAUUGGAGACAGAUGGAGGCAACAUAAGUCCGAUCUGAAAGCAAUUUAUUUUGAUGAGAAAAAAAGCACCGAAGCCAAUGAAAACAAUAAACCAAAAUGGGUGACUCCGGAUCAGUGGAGAUCUUAAUCAUUGGACAACCCAGAAA
Molecule: messenger RNA, 887 nt
Organism: Triticum aestivum (bread wheat)
Lineage: Eukaryota; Viridiplantae; Streptophyta; Magnoliopsida; Poales; Poaceae
Exons: 4
Coding region: 269-868 (199 amino acids)
Source: RefSeq, a predicted model, not a curated record